Oryza brachyantha (malo sina) is the source of this 2191-nucleotide messenger RNA. RefSeq names its product blue copper protein-like. Bases 1311 to 1961 code for a protein of 216 amino acids. NCBI's taxonomy places the organism in Eukaryota, Viridiplantae, Streptophyta, Magnoliopsida, Poales, Poaceae. The record is from RefSeq and is a predicted model, not a curated record. The transcript has 6 exons. Gene Ontology annotation, molecular function: electron transfer activity. Gene Ontology annotation, cellular component: plasma membrane.
CGAACCCCUCCCCUCCCUCCGCCUCUCGCCGGCUCCGGCCGCCGCGGGGGGAAGCAUGAGUCGCGAUCCCACUCCUUGCCUAGGUCUCCGUCUUCUCGGUUCCCCAUCCAGCUCCACCUCGCCCGCGGCCGCGGGAGAUGGAUGGCUCAUUGACGUGGCAGGGGAGACGGGGCCUCCAGCGGGUGGAAUUCGAAAUUUCCGAGGGUGGUGACGAUGAUGAGCUCGUCGGCCUCGAGGAGGGAGGGAGGUGGCGAGGAGCUCCGAGGUGGGGCACACCGGUGGCGGCGAGCCCCCGAGGCCCUCCGCGGCGGCGAUGGCGCGGAGCGGGGAGGGAGCUCCCGAGGGGCUCGGCGGCGGCGGUGCGGCACGAGGGUUGGAUGCUGCGGUACGGGCGGCGGAAGAUCGGGAGGUCGUUCGUCCGCACGCGCUACUUCGUCCUCGACAACAAGCUGUUUGCCUACUACAAGAGGCAGCCCAAGGAGAACGUGGUGCCAGUGAAGGCGCUUCAAAUAGAUGGAAAUUGCAGAGUGGAAGAUAGAGGUCUUAAAACAUACCAUGGGCAAAUGGUCUAUGUUCUGUGCAUAUACAACAAGAAAGAAAAAGAGGAUCAAAUCACGAUCACAAUGAUGAUUAGAUGAAAGAGGAAGAAGAAAAUGAUGAGAGAGAGAUAUAUAAAGAAACGAUAUCUCUAUUGUACCUGCAGUCCCCACUGUUCCAUUUCCCUGAAAACUAUGUGUGCGCGCAUCACAUCUCAAACAAAGUUGCAAAAAGAAAAGAAAGAUAUGUGGCGGGUACCAACUGGAGGAAUCGAUUUGGGUUAACAAACAAGCAUACAUGCAUGCAUACAAGCAUGUUUGCAAAUUGCAAUUGCUUGCUUCCACAAAAAGAAAGAGAUCUCCAAACAAGUAUGAGAGAUAGCUAGCUCUCAUACCAGCAGAGCCCACUCACUCAUGGCACAGGGCACUGCACUGACCUAACCAUCGAACAGCUAGCCUCAUGAUCAAGACUUGGAUUCAUGGCCAGCUUUUGAGUUUGCUUUACUCAAGGACCAAAGGAGAUCAGCCAAAAAAAAAAUUUAAAAACAAGAAGCCUUCAGAUCAACCAGAAAUCUACUACAAGAUGAAAUACUAGCUAUAGCUCAGCUACAGCCUACAGCUACACCAAAUUCAGACAGAGAAUGUACAGGGGCAAAAUGGUCAGCUCUGAAGUGAGCAAUGGCACUAUAAAUCCUCCUCACUGGCAUAACAUUGGUGGAAGCAAUCAAGCAAAUGGGUGAGCUAGGAAGGAGAGGGAGGUAGUACAGUGCAGCAAUGGCCAUGACCAUGAAGAGUGUGCUGCUGCUGCUGCUCGGGUUCGCAAUGGCGGCAACCUCGUCGGCGGCGGUCUACAAGGUCGGUGACACCUCCGGCUGGACCAUCCUUGGCAAUGUCAACUACACUGACUGGGUUGUCAAGAAGAACAUCCGUAUUGGUGACACCAUAGAGUUCAAGUACCCGCAGGGAAUCCACAACGUGCUGGAGGUGAAGAAGGCGGACUACGACAGCUGCACCAACUCGUCGCCGAUCGCCACCCACACCUCCGGCGACGACAAGAUCACCAUCAAGAGCGCCGGCCACCGCUUCUUCAUCUGCGGCAUCCCGGGCCACUGCGCCGCCGGCCAGAAGCUCAACAUCCGCGUGCUCAAGCAGCGCUCCUCUGACGCCCCUUCCGCCGCGCCCGCUGCCUCCCCGCCGCGCCCCUCCUCGUCCUCCGCCUCCUCCCCCGCCGGCGGCAGCGACCCCGCCUCGACGCCGUCCUCCUCCGCGGCGUCCACGGACAGCUCGUCCUCCUCCGCCGCUCCCUCGCCCAACGCCAACGCCGCCGCCGGCGCCGUCAGGGCGGCCUUCGCCGCCACGGCGUUGCCGCUGCUCGCCGCCACGGCGUUGCCGCUGCUCGCCGCCACGGCGUUGCUGCUACAGUAGAAUCAAUCCGAUGGUCGUCUCGUCGUCGUCGUGUGCAUGCCAUGAUCGAUGCAUCUAUCUCCGGUUGAUAUGAUUACUUCGCCAGCCAUGAUCGAUUCAUCGAUCCAUCUCCUCCAUAUCGAUUCUUUCGCCAUAAUGUGUGUGUGUUAAUUUUUGGUUUCUUGGUUUCAGAUAUAUUGUAUCAUGUGGAUUAUGUUCAGAGACUGCACUGUUUCACAGUGAGUUUGGUG